ACGUCUCGUUCUCUUCCCCGAUUGGCUCAUUCGUACAGGCGUGAUCACGUUGUCAGCGGGGUUGCAGUCUGAUUGGAUAGAUUGCUCGAACUGUCCAAAUUCAAACCGCGGACUCGGAGCAGAGCUGAGCGAGGCGUCGUUCAGUACAGACCGAGGAUUAUAAAUAGCGGAGAGCCUGAGCGGGCCGGGACUGAGCAGGUAAGAGGCGGCAAAUGAGUCUGCAAGCUGUAAAUGAUGAAAAUCUCCCAAACGAAAUAACAGCUGAGUCGUGUGACUUCCUGUUUACCCCUCCUGAGCCUACCGGCCGACCCUCCAUCCUGCGCCCUUCACAGAAAGAGAAUAUUCCUCCCAAAAGCGUCUGCAAAAGCAUGAAGGUCACUUUCCAGACUCCAAUGCGGGACCCUCAGACUCGCAGGCUUGUAAUCCCCACUUCAGGCUCCAAACCCGAGAAUUUCCUCUCGCUGGAAGACUGUACACAGGCGCUGGAGCAGCUCCAUCUGUCUGCAGCUGAUACUUCGAGCAGUGUAAUUCCAGAAGCCACAACUGUCACACAAGAUCCCCAGACUGAAGAUGAAACCCCAGUGAGAAGCAUUGGUGCCUAUAGCAUUGAUUUCGAUCAAAUGGAUGAAAUGAAUCCAUUCAAAAGUACGAAGAUGAUGCAGAAUUCUCCUGUGAAACUGGAUUGUGGCUCAACAAAUAUCCCAGAUCCUCUGGCUGAUCUAGAGGUUAAAAGCUUGCCUGAGGCCCCUGAUAUUGCCGAUAUUGCCCCUGAAAAUGUAUCUGCUUUGAGAGCUAGUCCAGAUAUAACAGAUUCUCCAGUCGUUGUACAGUUUCCUCCAGGAGGUGAUGGUUUAAAUACUUCUGGUAAAUCGGCAUUAGAUGACACCGUUCCUCUGACGGCCAACACUGAUGUCCAGGAGAGUUUGUCUUCAAAUCCAACAACUCUUGAUCAAGACAAAAAUAUGAUUCCAGCCGAAAAGGAAGAUGCUAGAGCAGAUGCUAUAGCUGAUAUAAUACCAGCUGAUGUCACUGAGAAUGUAGAUUUGUCACAAGCUGAUAUUCCCAAAUCUCCACCAAUUCCAAAAGGGUCUUACAAAUUUGAUCUUGAUGAGAUUGAUUCCAUAGAUCCCUUUAAUACUGGUGGUACAAAGCUGCAAAACUCUCCCAAAAAACCUGUCCCAGAAGAAGGUAGAGGUGAUGAAGCAGGGCCAGUCAAGCUAGAAUUUGAUUUUGGUGGUAGUGAUGCUCCUCGUAAGCCGCCACCUAAAAGACUGGGCAAGAGACUACCUGUAAAAUCUACGGCAAAGAAGCCGCCUGUGGCCAAGGAAACAGUACCUGAGAAGCCAAAGGUGCAGGAUCCUCCAAAACCAGCUGAAGAUGACGUUAUUGUUCCUAAAGCUGCUUACAAUUUUGACUGGGAUAAGUUUAAUGAUCCCAAUUUUAACCCAUUUGGAUGUGGGGGACCAAAAAUGGUUGCUUCACCUAAAGUCCCCAAAACUGAAAAUGAAGCUCCAGUUGUGGAGAAAGAGGACAUUCCGGCAGAAGCAGCAAGCGUUCUAGAAAAGACUGACACUAAUAAAUCCAGAUUAUCUGAACCAAUUGAGCAGCUUCCCCAAGACUGCCCUAUGACAGAGGACAAUCCUGUGAGUGUAAGCAGUGAUAAUACUUCUCAGGAACACAAGGAUGAGAGCACUGAUUUAAUGGAGGCUAAAGAGGGCACAACCCCUCACGUUGACGAAUAUUCUUCACAGAUUAACACUGUAUUGCCAGAUCUGCAGACCGACUCAAACUCACAGCAUGGCGCCCCGAUUAUGGAUUUCAGUCCUGCCUUGGAACUAGACUUCAAACCAGCCGAGGAGAUGGACUUCAAACCAGCCGAGGAGAUGGACUUUAAGCCAGCUACUGACUUUGGAUUUGACUAUCUUGAGAACUUUGGAACCUCUUUAUUUAAAGAUUCUGCUCUGAGGAAGCAGUCCCUGUAUCUGAAAUUUGAUCCUCUGCUGAGAGAGUCUCCUAAGAAGUCUGCGGCUUCAGACAGCGACCUGAUGUGCAACUUACCUCUGCGCAACAACUUGGCACUGUUUGGAGCCUUUCCUAAAUCAACGUAUCCCUCCACCCUGGAAACUGAAGAGAAGCCUGAAGGCCUUGACCUCCUGGGGACGUUUCCUGUUACUGACACGGCAUCUUCAAUUCCAGAAAGUGCGAGUUUACAGCCUGCUCCUGACUCCUUCCUCCUAACAACUGAUGUGGGGGCAAUUGUUGAAGUUCUCAAGUUCAGUCAGAAGGACAUGAAUGCCGCUAUAGAGACUGUUCGGCGAGAGGUUCAGGAAAAAGAAUUGGAAAUUUUCGAAUGGAAAAAUAGGCACGAAAAACUCUAUCUUGAAUAUGUGGAGAUGGGGAAAAUUAUUGCUGAAUUUGAAAGCACAAUUGCUCAAAUACUAGAUGACUCUCAAAGACAAAAGGAAAUGGCAAAGCUAGAACUAAAUAAAGUGGUGGAGGAAAGGCUGCAAGUUCAGGCAGAUUUAAACUCUAUGGAAAAAUCAUUUUCUGAUCUAUUCAAAAGAUUUGAAAAGCAGAAGGAGAUUUUGGAUGGAUAUCGCAAGAAUGAAGAGGCCCUCAAGAAAUGUGUUGAGGAUUACGUGGCCAGAAUUAAGAAAGAAGAGCAAAGAUAUCAGGCGCUGAAAGCGCAUGCAGAAGAGAAAUUGAACCGAGCUAAUGAGGAAAUUGCUCAAGUAAGAACUAAGUUUAAGUCUGAAACAACGGCACUCCAGGCAACACUACGCAAAGAACAGAUGAAGGUCCAGGGUUUGGAGCGCACAUUAGAACAAAAGGCAAAAGAAAAUGACGAACUGACAAAAAUCUGUGAUGACUUAAUCUUGAAGAUGGAAAAAAGCUGAGAAGUUGUCUCGGCACUUUUGUACUAUAUUGUAUGCGUUGUUGCACUGUUUUGUCCCUUUUAUAUGUUGAGAACUAAUAAAUAGAAUUUUUAACUUAA
Rana temporaria (common frog) is the source of this 2995-nucleotide messenger RNA. RefSeq names its product transforming acidic coiled-coil containing protein 3 (gene TACC3). The coding region runs from base 213 to 2897 and encodes 894 amino acids. The record is from RefSeq and is a predicted model, not a curated record. The transcript is spliced from 16 exons. NCBI's taxonomy places the organism in Eukaryota, Metazoa, Chordata, Amphibia, Anura, Ranidae. Gene Ontology annotation, biological process: cell population proliferation; mitotic spindle organization; cerebral cortex development. Gene Ontology annotation, cellular component: cytoplasm.